UUAUGGAUUUUGAGUAACUAAAAUGACAGACAAGGCCGGGCAUGGUGGCUCAUGCCUGUCACCCCAGCGUGGUCACAACACUGGUCACAGUUGAUUCUGGGGCUGAUACACAGAUAGCAUUAGCUCCCCACCAAGGGCAGUGGGGCCGGCGGUUCAGCGUCUGCACGCCUUCCCGGCCGCCUGCCGCCUGUGUGCGGGUGAAUGUUCUCCUCAAGGCCAUCCUUACCGUUGGGCACUUCCCUUCGGCUUGCACUGCCCUGCCUGAGGCAGCCUGGCAGGGGCCCCACCGGGCAGGAAGUAAUGCCAGGAAAGUGAAACCCUGUGGGCGAUAUGGCUUAUGGGUUCCUCACCUCCGGUUCCAGGAAACACCCAAGGCAAACAGACCAGAUGCUAGGAACAAGCCUCAAGCCACAGCACUUAGAACGCCGCAGCACUUAGAACGCCGCAGCACUUAGAACGCCGCAGGCUUUGCUGUUUCUUCAGGGAGUGGCUUCACCCGUCUUGGAGUCUGUCUUCCGCCAUCGUCACUCAUGCUGCUGCCAGUCCUUCUCCCGAGCCAACAGCACACCUGUCACCUCGGCACACCUGUGGAGUCACCAGAGGGACUGGGGAAAACCUGGGGAAAACCAUGCUACUGCCACUCAGCCUUCACGUUCCUGGAGCCCUAAAAGACGCGAGGCCCUGCGGGGCGUCUCCCACCCGAGGCAGUUCAAGGGGAGAAAAGAACUACCUUGAUGGGAGAUCUCUGGCUGACGUGAUGGCAGAGGCUUGACGGAGGCUUCGAGGACUCAGAUGUGGGGAACGUCUCUACCUCAGUGCCAGCUCCAGUGCCUCCUUGUCCCUGGAUGGAGCCUCCUCCUCUGAGAGAAUGUCUUAAAAACUCUCCAUUUCACUCGAUGACACACGUGUGUCUUCUCACAGUGACCUUGUCACCUUAAGGGGUCAACAGCCUUCACACUCACCCUAACAUCUUCCCGGAAAAGAGACGCCAGGAACAUUGGCAAAAAUACCCCAGUGUUACCGCGUCCGUCCCAAGAAUGAGCCUGGCUCAGCCUCAGGCUCAGAGACCUCUGCACGUGGCAGUCCACGCAUCUGGGGCAGGUCAGUGACCGUUUCCCCAUCCUUGCCUCAGCUCUCCACCCACUCGGUGGCAGUCCCAGACCUGAGCAGCUCGCAGCUUCCAAGCAGCCGCUCUUGCCCCGAGCCCCCGGCCCUGCCACUUGCAAGGCAUGUAAUAUCACUCAGUCUCUUCAAAUCUCGAUGUCCUCACCUGUGAAAUGCGGCCGCUGUUAACAAGAUGAGCUGUAAAGCACGAACACGAGCACGAGCUGUGAACAUCUGUAUUAUUCAUGGCAUCAUAAUGUGCCCACGAGAAAAGGAAGGAGAAGUCCUGCCUCCCUGGUCUGCUCAUCACAAGUCAGCUGACCCCCAGUAACUCGAGACCCAACACAGAUGCAGAGGCCACGCUGCCUGCAGAGUUUAAUCCACGAGGUCUGAAAAUAGUAAUGUGACAACACCGCUUCCCUCAACCACUCCAAGUAGCCGUAUUUCUACGAAGAGCAUUCCUCACAAGACAUCCUCUUCAGGUGAAACAACCACCUCACCCCAUUCCAGUGUGAGCAACACAUUCCUGAUGACAUCACAGGUGCAAACAAUGAAAAUGUCCACAGACUCCAUUCCGGGAACCACAGGGGAAACAUCAACAACUGGAAGUAAAACUCCUGCCGCAGUUAUCUCAGCAGGCUCAGCAGCAGUGACACUCGAGGGACAAUCAACUGCCACUUCUUCAAGGACCUCUAAUCAGGACAUAUCAGCUUCAUCUCAGAACCACCAGACUAAGAGCAUGGAGACCACCAGAGAAUCUGAAACUGGCACCCUCACACAGAUGGCCACAUUAACUUUUUCAUCCUCCCCAAGUGUACACAAUGUGACAGAGACUGUUUCUCAGGAGACAUCUACUCCAGGUAAAACAAUGACCUCAUACCCCUCGAGUUUCAGCAACACACCCGUGAUGACAACAUCCACAGACUCCACUCUUGGAAACACAGAGGAGACAUCAACACUGGGAACUAAAAGUCCUUCCCCACUGGCCUCAGCAGCCUCCAUAACAGCUGAGACAAAUGGACAAUCAACUGCAGCUUUGCUGAGGACAUCUAUUGAGGAGAAAUCAGUUUUUUCCCAGAACCACCGAACUCACAGCAUGCAGACCACCAGAAAAUCUCAAAUCAGCACUCUCACACAGAUGACGACAUCAACUCUUUCCUUCUCUCCAAGUACACACAAUGUGACAGGGACUGUUUCCCAAGAGGCAACUCCUCCAGGUGAAACAACCACCUCAUCCCCCUCCAGUUUCAGCAACACACCCCCAAUGACAACAUCUACAGACUCCAUUCUUGGAAACACAGAGGAGACAUCAACACCUGGAACUAAAAGUCCUACUCAAGUAUCCUCAGUAGAGUCCAUAACAGAUGAGCCAACAGGACAAUCAACAGCACCUUCCUCAAGGACCUCUACCCAGGACAUAUCAGCUUCUUCUCAGAACCACCAGUCUCAGAGCAUGGAGACCACAAGCGAAGCUGAAACCGGCACCCUCACACAGAGAUCCACAUCAACACUUUCCUCUUCCCCAAGUGUACUCAAUGUCACAGAGACUGCUUCUCAGGAGACAUCCUCUGCAGAUGAAAUGACCACCCCAUCUCCCUCCAGUGUCACCAGCACACCCAUGAUGACAUCAAAGGUUAUGACAAUGACAACCUUUACAGAAUCCAUUUUUAAUAACACUGAGGAGACAUCGACACCUGGAACUAAAAGUCCUACACCAGUCCCCUCAGCAGCAUCCAUCACAGCUGAACCAGAAGGACAAUCAGCAGCACCUUCCUCAAGGACCUCUACCCAGGAUAUAUCAGCUUCUUCUCAGAACCACCAGUCUCAGAGCACAGAGACCACCAGCGAAGCUCAAGCCAGCACUCUCACACAGAUGAUGACAUCAACUCAUUCCUCUUCCCCAAGUGUACUCAAUGGGAUGGAGACUGUUUCUCAAAAGACGUCUCCUGCAGAUGAAAUGACCACAUCAUUUCCCUCCAGUGUCACCAACACGCUCAUGAUGACAUCAGAGACUAUAGCAAUGACAACCUCCACAGACUCCACUCUUGGAAACAUAGAAGAGACAUCAACACCAGGAACUGAAAGUUCUACCCCAGCGAUCUCAGCAGUCUCAAUAACAGCUGAACUGGAAGGACAAUCACGAACAACGUCCUCAAGAACUUCUAUCCAGGACACAUCAGCUUCUUCGCAGAACCACCAGACUCAGAGCAUAGACACCACCAGAGAGUCUCAAACCAGCACUCUUACACAGAGAACCACAUCAAUUCCUUCCUUCUCCCCAAGUGUACACAAUGUGAAAGGGACUAUUUCUCAGAAGACAUUUCCUCCAGGUGAAACAACUACCUCAUCCCUCUUUAGUGUCACAAACACACCCAUGAUGACAUCAAAGAAGAUAACGACGACAACCUCCACAGACUCCACUCUUGGAAACACAGGGGAGACAUCAGUACCUGUUACAAGAAGUCUUAUGCCAGUCACUUCAGCAGCCUCAAUAACAGCUGAGCCAGAAGGACAAUUACCAGCAACUUCCUCAAGGACUUCUACUCAGGACACAACAGGUUUUUCUCAGAACCACCAGUCUCAGAGCACAGAGAUCACCAGUGAAGCUCAAACUGACACCCUCACACAGAUGAUGACAUCAGCUCUUCCCUCUUCCCCAAGUGUACUCAACGUGACGGAGGCUGUUUCUCAGAAGACAUCUCCUCCAGAUGAAAUAACCACAUCAUUUUCCUCUAGUGUCACCAACACACUCAUGAUGACAUCAAAGACUAUAACAAUGACAACCUCCACAGACUCCACUCUUGGAAACACAGAAGAGACAUCAACACCAGGAACUGAAAGUUCUACUCCAGUGACCUCAGCAGUCUCAGUAGGAGCUGAACCAGAAGGACAAUCACGAACAACUUCCUCGAGGACCUCUACGCAAGACACAUCAGAUUCUUUGCAGAACCACCAGACUCAGAGCAUAGAGACCACCAGAGUAUCUCAAAUCAACACCCUCACACCGGUUACAACAUCAACUGUUUUAUCCUCACCAAGUGGAUUCAACCCAAGUGGAACAGUUUCUCAGGAGACAUUCCCUUCUGGUGAAACAACCACUUCAUCCCCUUCCAGUGUCAGCAACACAUUCCUGGUGACAUCAGAGGUGUUCAGAAUGCCCACCUCCAGAGACUCUACUCUUGGAAACACAGAGGAAAUAUCACUACCUGUAAGGGGAACCAUUUCUGCAAUUACUUCUAGAGUUUCAACCAUAUGGUUGUCAGACACACUGUCAACAGCACUCUCCCCCAGUUCUUUACCUCCAAAAAUAUCCACAGCUUUCCACACCCAGCAGAGUGAAGGAGCAGAGACCAUAGGAUGGCCUCAUGAGAGGAGUUCAGUCUCUCCAGGUGUGUCUCAUGAGACAUUUCCUCCACAUGAAACCAUAACAUGGCCUUUCUCAUUCUCCAGUGAAGACCGCACAACUCGCUCACCAAAAGAACUGCCCUCAACACCAACAGGUGCUGCCACUAGGCUUGUCACAGGAAGUCCAAUAGUGCCAGGGACAGCUGGCACUAUUCCAAGGGUCCCCUCUGAGGUCUCAACAAUAGGGGAAUCAGGACAGCCCACCACACACCCCUCCCACAGCACAACUCUCCUGGAAACAACAGGGGCAGGUGCCCAGACACAAUGGACACAAGAAACGGGGACCACUGGAGAGGUUCCUAUCAACAGCCCAAGCUACAGUGUGACUCAGAUGAUAAAUACGGCCACAUCCCCAUCUUCUUCACCUAUGCUGGAUGGACACACAUCACAACAAAUUACAAUGGUACCAUCAACAAAUCAUUCAACAAUACAUUCCACAAACACCUCUCCUCAGGAAUCACUGGCUGUUUCCCAGAGAGGUCACACUCAAGCCCCGCAGACCACACAAGAAUCCCAAACCACAAGGUCCAUCUCCCCUGUGACUGACACCAAGACAGUCACCACCCCAGGCUCUUCCUUCACAGCCAGUGGGCACUCACCCUCAGAAAUUGCUCCUCAGGAUGCACCUACCAUAAGUGCAGCGACAACCUUUGCCCCACCUCCCACUGGGGAUGGUCACACAACCCAGGCCCCAACCACAGUACUGCAGGCGGCACCCAGCAGCCCUGACUCCACCCUGGCGCCCUCAGGAGGCGCAUCACUUUCCAUAACAGGUGCCCUUCCUGGUGUAGUGUCAACACCAGGGGUCCCAGAAGGACGAUGGACAUCAGCCUCUGCCAGCACCUCACCUGACACAGCAGCAGCCAUGACCCAAACCCACCAGGCUGAAGGCACAGAGGCCUCUGGAGAAACACAGACCAGUGAACCGGCCUCCUCAGGGUCGGGCACCACCUCAGAUGGCACAGCUACCCCUUCCUCAUCCAGGGCGAGCAGCACAACACCUUCAGGAAGCGAAGGAAUAUCCAUCACAGGAGAGACCACAUGGUUCUCGCCAAACCCCUCCAGGGACAGUCACACAACCCAGUCAACAACCGAAUUGCUAUCUGCCUCAGCCAGUCAUGAUGCCACCCCAGUAAGCACAGGAAUGGUGUCUGCGAUUGUCCCCAGCACCUUUCCUGUCACCCUCUCUGAGGCCUCCACUGCAGGGAGACCGACAGGACAGUCAAGCCCAACUUCUCCCAGUGCCUCUCCUCAGGAGACGGCCGCCAUUUCCCGGAUAGCGCAGACUCAGAGGACAGGAACCAGCAGAGGGUCUGACACCAUCAGCCUGGUGUCCCAGGCGACUGACACUUUCUCAACAGUCACACCCACACCUCCUUCGAUCACAUCCAGUGGGCUCACAUUUCCACAAACCGAGACCCACACUCUGUCACCUUCAGGGUCUGGUACAACCUUCAACAUGGCCCUCGUCAGCAACAGCCAUGGCACCCAGACAACAGUGCCAACCUCAUCACCUGGGACCACGGAAGGGCCACCUAAGGUCAGUUCCAGCACCCUGAGUGAUGGCGCCUCUCAUUCUCCUUCCACAGUUGUGUCCACCAGUGAGGGUGUUCUGACCACAAGCAGGAGCUCAGUCAUCCAUGAGACCGUACCCGCAGCGGUCUUUACCCCGUUACAUUCUGGUAACAACGCCUUAACAAUUACCACGCGGGUGCCUGCAUCGUCAGUGGGCAUCUCAAGCACGCCCAGCCCUGAGCACCCGGAAGCUACUAAAAGGGUGACCCCCACACCCAACCCCAUGAUAAGGUCCACGCACAAGAGUUCUACAAGCAAUCAUAGUGGCACAAUGAAUUCUACGCCAACCUCGUCAUUCUCCCCUACCACCUACCUGUCAAUCCAGACCACUCUGGAAGCUUCUUCAGCAUCUAAGUAUCCUAAGAACACAUUUCCCACUCCACAGCCAUCCAGAGACUCAGCUUCCUCCAGUGACAUGAACACAGCUCAGACCACACUGACUUUCUCUCCUUCCAGCAGUCACUCUCCAUUCUCUCCAGCAUUCCCUGGCCCUGCUGUCACGUCGAACUCCACCACCCUACUCACAGGUCAUGCCACGCCUCUUGCCGUCAGCAGCGCAUCCUCAGCAUCCACAGUAUCCUCGGGCUCCCCUCUGAAGACGGAAACAUCAGGAAUGACGACAACCUCAGUGAAGACAGGCAGCGAGAGUGGCCGAGUCACAUCACUACCCCCAACAACCUCCCAGACCGCCACAGCCCCAUCCCCCCCGACCACCUCCCAGGCCUCCACCUCUGCCACUCCCAGCACUGCCAUGCACACCCGCUCCACAGCCGCCCCCGCCCCCGUCCCGGUCCAGCCUGAGAAAGGAGCUUCCCUCCUCCCCUACGGGGCCGCCGCCGGGGACCUGGAGUUCGUCAGGAGGACCGUGGACUUCACCUCCCCGCUCUUCAGGCCCGCGACUGGCUUCCCCCUCGGCUCCUCGCUGCGCGAUUCCCUCUACUUCACAGACAAUGGCCAGAUCAUCUUCCCAGAGUCAGACUACCAGAUGUUCUCCUAUCCCAACCCACUCCCAACAGGCUUCACAGGCUGGGACCCUGUGGCCCUGGUGGCUCCGUUCUGGGACGAUGCUGACUUCUCCACUGGUCAGGGGACCAUAUUUUAUCAGGAAUACGAGACGCUCUAUGGUGAACGCAGGCUGCCAGUCCUGCAGGCCGAGUCUUGGAUUAGAAAGAUCACAAACAAUGGCGGCUUCAAGGCCAGGUGGACCCUAAAGGUCACGUGGGUCAAUGCCCACGCUUAUCCUGCCCAGUGGACCCUUGGGAGCAACACCUACCAGGCCAUCCUCUCCACAGACGGGAGCAGGUCCUAUGCCCUGUUUCUCUACCAGAGCGGUGGGAUGCAGUGGGACGUGGCCCAGCGCUCAGGCAACCUCGUGCUCAUGGGCUUCUCCAGUGGAGACGGCUAUUUCGAAAACAGCCCACUGAUGUCCCAGCCAGUGUGGGAGAAGUAUCGCCCUGAUAGAUUCCUGAAUUCCAGCUCAGGCCUCCGAGGGCUGCAGUUCUACAGGCUACACCGGGAAGAAAGGCCUAACUAUCGUCUCGAGUGCCUGCAGUGGCUGAAGAGCCAGCCUCAGUGGCCCAGCUGGGGCUGGAACCAGGUCUCCUGCCCUUGUUCCUGGCAGCAGGGACGAUGGGACUUACGAUUCCAACCCGUCAGCAUAGGUCUCUUGGGCCUAGGCAGCAGGCAGCUCUGCAGCUUCACGUCCUGGCGAGGAGGCGUGUGCUGCAGCUACGGGCCGUGGGGAGAGUUUCGUGAAGGCUGGCACGUGCAGCGUCCCUGGCAGUUCGCCCCGGAACUGGAACCGCAGAACUGGUGCUGCCUCUGGAAUGACAAGCCCUACCUCUGUGCCUUGUACCAGCAGAGGCGGCCCCGCGUGGACUGUGCUACAUACAGACCCCCACGGCCUGCCUGGAUGUUCGGGGACCCCCACAUCACCACCUUGGAUGGUGUCAAUUACACCUUCAAUGGGCUGGGGGACUUCCUGCUGGUCGGGGCCCAGGACGGGAACUCCUCCUUCCUGCUGCAGGGCCGCACGGCCCAGACUGGCUCAGCCCAGGCCACCAACUUCAUCGCCUUUGCGGCUCAGUACCGCUCUGGCAGCCUGGACCCUGUGACGGUCCAAUGGCUCCUUGAGCCUCAUGAUGGAAUCCAUGUCCUGCUGGAUAACCAGACUGUGACAUUUGAGCCUGGCCAUGGAGACGGCGGAGGCCAGGAGACGGUCAACGCCACCGGAGUCCUCCUGAGCCGCAACGGCUCCGUGGUCUCUGCCAGCUUCGACGGCUGGGCCGCCGUCUCGGUGAUCGCGCUCUCCGACAUCCUCCACGCCUCCGCCAGCCUCCCGCCCGAGUGCCAGAACCGCACGGAGGGGCUCCUGGGAGUCUGGAAUAACAAUCCGGAGGACGACUUCAGGAUGCCCAAUGGCUCCACCGUCCCCCCAGGGAGCUCUGAGGAGACGCUUUUCCACUACGGAAUGACCUGGCAGAUCAACGGGACAGGCCUCCUUGGCAAGAGGAAUGACCAGCUGCCUUCCAACUUCACCCCUGUUUUCUACUCACAACUGCAAAACAGCUCCUGGGCUGAAGAUGUGAUCUCCAGCUGUAAUGGAGACAGCUCAUGCAUCUAUGACACCCUGGCCCUGCGCAACGCAAGCAUCGGACUUCACACGCGGGCCGUCAGCAAAACCUACAAGCAGGUGAACGCCACCCUCAAUCAGUACCCGCCCUCCAUCAAUGGUGGUCGUGUGGUUGAAGCCUACAAGGGGCAGACCACACUGAUUCAGUACACCAGCAACGCUGAGGAUGCCACCUUCACGCUCAGAGACAACUGUACUGACUUUAAGCUCUUUGAGAAUGGGACGUUGCUAUGGACACCCAAGUCGUUGGAGCCAUUCACUCUGGAGAUUCUAGCGAGAAGUGCCAAGAUUGGCUUGGCAUCUGCACUCCAGCCCAGGACUGUGGUCUGCCAUUGCAAUGCAGAGAGCCAGUGUUUGUACAACCAGACCAGCAGGGUGGGCAACUCCUCCCUGGAGAUGGCCGGCUGCAAGUGUGACGGGGGCACCUUCGGCCGCUACUGCCAGCGCUCCAAGGACGCCUGUGAGGAGCCGUGCUUCCCGAGUGUCCGCUGCAUUCCUGGGAAGGGCUGCGAGGCCUGCCCUCCACACCUGACUGGGGAUGGACGGCACUGCGCUGCUCUGGGGAGCUCUCUCCUGUGUCGGAACCAGUCCUGCCCUGUGAAUUACUGCUACAAUCAAGGCCGCUGCUACAUCUCCCAGACUCUGGGCUGCCAGCCCACGUGCACCUGCCCCCCGGCCUUCACCGAUAGCCUCUGCUUCCUGGCUGGGAACAACUUCAGUCCAACUGUCCACCUAGAACCUCCCUUAAGAGUCAUCCAGCUCUUGCUCAGUGAAGAGGAAAAUGCCUCCAUGGCAGAGGUCAACGCCUCGGUGGCAUACAUACUGGGGACCCUGGACAUGCGGGCCUUUCUCCGCAACAGCCAAGUGAACCGAAUCGAUUCCCCAGCACCGGCCUCGGGAAGCCCCAUUCAACACUGGAUGGUCAUCUCGGAGUUCCAGUACCGCCCUUGGGGCCCCGUCAUCGACUUCCUGAACAACCAGCUGCUGGCUGCGGUGGUGGAGGCGUUCUUAUACCAGGUUCCACCGAGGAGGGAGGAGUCCAGGAACCACGUGGUCUUCCAGCCCAUCUCCGGGGAAGACGUGUGGGAUGUGAGAGCCUUGAACGUGAGCACGCUGAAGGCUUACUUCAAAUGCAAUGGCUACAAGGGCUAUGACCUGGUCUACAGCCCCCAGAGCGGCUUCACCUGCGUGUCCCCGUGCAGUAGGGGCUACUGUGACCAUGGAGGCCAGUGCCAGCACCUGCCCAGUGGGCCCCGCUGCAGCUGUGUGUCCUUCUCUAUCUACACGGCCUGGGGAGAGCACUGUGAGCACCUGAGCAUGAAACUCGACGUGUUCUUCGGGAUCUUCUUUGGGUCCCUGGGCGGCCUCUUGCUGCUUGGGGUCGGGGUGUUCGUGGUCCUGCGCUUCUGGAAUUGCUCCAGGACCAGCUUCUCCUAUCCCCUGCACUCAGCUGAGGCCUCGCCUUGAAGGGACAGCUGUGGCCUAGGCUACCUCAAGACCCACCCCAUCCUCACCGCACACUUAAGGCGCCAUUGCUUUUGGGAGACUGGAAAAGGGAAGGUGACUGAAGGCUGUCAGGAUUCUACAAGGGGAGUGAAUACUGGGACUCAAGACAAGACUAUACCUUAUCCAUAGGCUCAGGUGCACAGGGGGAGGCCAUAAAGACAAACAAGCGUGGAGGGGUCCUCACGCAGACGCCCCCACAGAAGGACACUGGCCUGUGCACGCGUGCGCGCACAUACACACACACACACACACACACACACACACACACCAAAGUUCAUAAUGCAGUGAUGGCCCUAAGUUAAGCAAAAUAUUUCUGCACACAAAACUCUCUGGUUUACUUCGAAUUAAAGUCUAUUUAAUAAAGCUGUCUAACUUUUUGUGUCUUCAAAA
Cercocebus atys (sooty mangabey) is the source of this 10612-nucleotide messenger RNA. It is a transcript of the gene MUC4, whose product is annotated as mucin 4, cell surface associated. The coding region runs from base 1634 to 10183 and encodes 2849 amino acids. The transcript has 25 exons. Gene Ontology annotation, biological process: cell-matrix adhesion. The record is from RefSeq and is a predicted model, not a curated record. Lineage: Eukaryota; Metazoa; Chordata; Mammalia; Primates; Cercopithecidae.